Messenger RNA from Huiozyma naganishii CBS 8797, 1560 nucleotides. RefSeq lists its product as uncharacterized. The coding region runs from base 1 to 1560 and encodes 519 amino acids. Gene Ontology annotation, cellular component: transcription regulator complex. Gene Ontology annotation, biological process: regulation of transcription by RNA polymerase II. The transcript has a single exon. Lineage: Eukaryota; Fungi; Ascomycota; Saccharomycetes; Saccharomycetales; Saccharomycetaceae. The record is from RefSeq and is a predicted model, not a curated record. Gene Ontology annotation, molecular function: DNA-binding transcription factor activity, RNA polymerase II-specific; RNA polymerase II cis-regulatory region sequence-specific DNA binding.
AUGUCAAGUGUCGAAAUACAUAGUGUGGGAAGCACAGACAAAACUCCGGGUGUGGAUAAAUUUCAUAAACGACUCGUACAACCAAUAAACAAUUUCACAAAUCCCUUAUUUGUAUACGGACACGAAAAAUGGCCCUCAAAAGUGGAGGAAGCCUUUACCUCAGCACUCAAACUAAUAAUGAAGAGCGGGACUGCUAAGAUCAAGAUCAUGAAUAAAAAUUACGGGAGAAAUGAAUUGAUUUCAUUAUACAUAAGCUAUUUUACGGGAGAGGUGCGUACCAAAAAACAAAUCUCUUCACACAUCCAAGUUUUGAAGAAAUCUAUCUUGAGUAGGAAAUUAUCCAAUAUGCAGGUGUCUCCAGCUGACAUGGAUCUUCUGAGAUUGAUCGAGAACGGUGCCGAGCAAACCGACGAAGCCGUUAAACGUUUCCAUGCGGUCUUUGACAAGAUCAUUGAGGCAUAUUCCGCGAAAAAUAACACUUAUAGUGGACUCUACCCAAGCUUCUGCCAAAAUGAAUCAAAUGAAAACACGGUACCUGUAAGUUACAUUGAUCAGGAUGCAAUUUCAGACAACUGGUCGAACAGUGAACCCUUUAAACCGGUAUACGCAAAUAAUUAUUGCCUCGAGGACAAGGGGAUCCCGACACAGAAUGCGGCAAGCAACUUGAACUUACAUAAUUAUUCCCAGAACACACAAUACACACACCAACCUGCUCGCUACGAGGGGUCCGGACAAAUAACUGCCCGCCAUUCCUCUUCGGCAUCCUCGUUUUCAUCACUGGUGUCCCUCCCAAAUCCACAGAAUUCGUCAGCGACAUCGGUAAAUACGUGUAACACGCAGCCGCAACUUCGACCGAAUAUAGUGCAGGAACAGAAACCCCAGGGGGGAAUUGGACCCUAUACCCUCACUUCGAACGACUUGGAACUCAGAAACUUACUUCCAAGAGUGUGUCAAAACUCGAGUAUCCAAAACGUGGGUGACCAGAUAAAAUUACCCCCAGUUACUCAACACCUGUACGACCAAAAUUGCCGAUUCCCAACGGACUCACAUGCUUUCAAUCACAUGGAUGCACCGGAGGACCCAAAGGACAAGUACCCAAUAUACAGCUACUACUUACAUGGUUCAUACAUCCCACCUGAGUUUAUGCAAGGCUAUGCGGUAACGUCGUUUUACCCUACGAAUGGGUUGCCGGCUAACCUCAACUAUGGUUAUAACAACGGGACUCCUCUCAACCCGAUACAAGAGCAAGGGCCACAUGGCGCUAAACAAGCCUCCCCCGACAGCAAGGGCCUCUGCAAUAACUAUGCGCCUAUUUACAGAGGCCAUACUCUAAACCAACCGGUGGUGCUACUACCAUCAUUUCGCUACCAUCCGUCAUCGGGACAAGCAAGCGAGCAACUUGUCCAGUAUGCUCAACAACCGCCGUGUAUGACGGAUCCCCAGGUUCAUAUUCCUAUCGUAAAAAAAGAGCAAUAUUUCUUUAACAGGACGAACGAGUUCCCCCGACAGACAUCGGGCACUGUUUUACCGGGCACAAAAAAUUACGAAAGAAUAAGCUGA